AGUCAUGAUUUGGAAUCCCUUGGUCUCAAACAUUCCCUAUAUAAAUGGGCAAAAACCCUCAUCACUUAGAAACAAACAAAACACCAUAACCAUGGCAUCCCUAUCUCAAGUCCUUGGGCAGAUCUACACCAUGGUCAUGCUCUUCUUUUCCAUCCUCCUCCUCGAGCUCGCCAUCCUCGUCUGUGGGGCCGCCCGUGCCUCAGCCCGCCGCUCCAUCACCACCGAUCAAUUCCUCAAAAUCGUCGACAAAAAGGCCCCCUCAGGGCACUACUCGGCAGCGGGGACAUCAGGCUUCCCCGCGGCCGAGUGCAGCGUUUGCCUCUCCCCUUUUGAAGAAGGAGAUGAGGUGAGGAAGCUCAAAUGCAAACACACUUUCCACAAAGGAUGCGUCGACACGUGGCUGCAGCAGGACUCCGCCACGUGUCCCCUCUGCCGCUGCCCGGUCCUCCCCGUCGACGUGGUGGUCAAGCACCGCAACCACCGGCUGAGGGAGUACUACGACGGCGGCGAUGAAGAGAUCAUGAUCAUGCUCUAUGCUUUACAUGGUAAUUUCUUGAGGAGAUUUUCUUGAUUUUUUUUUUAUAAUAAAUCUUGAUUUAGAAGAUUUUAUUUUAAUUACUUGGUAGGUAGUAUAUACACUAGCUAGAAACGAUUGUAAAUUUUUUUUUUAAAGAUGGAGAUGAAAUUGUUUACAUACUAAGACGUCUACAUCAUUUGUAUCAUGGAGAAGGAACUAUUGAAAGUUAGAAUUUGGUGUUUUAUCA
Molecule: messenger RNA, 764 nt
Organism: Salvia hispanica
Lineage: Eukaryota; Viridiplantae; Streptophyta; Magnoliopsida; Lamiales; Lamiaceae
Product: RING-H2 finger protein ATL72-like
Source: RefSeq, a predicted model, not a curated record